CAAUUUUGGAUACAUUCUAGCCAAGCACUUGCACCACUUGUCUUGGGCGAGUUAGCCAGUUGUUAGCAUGUAGCUAGCUAGUCAGCUAACGUUAGCUUGCUACCUUUGCAGGUGUUUUACUAUAAAUGUAGUUGUAUGUCAACUGAAUCUCAGCUCAAAUGACAUUCUGUUGAAAUAUAUUGUUAACUAGCAAUGGCAUUCGUCGUCAUUUUGAAAUGUCGUUGUCAUCCUCAAUGUUUUAGCUAGCUAGCAGCAGAUGAGCCUUCUAAUAAUGUUAUUAAAAAGGUCAAAUGGCUCAGGCCAGCAGCAUAGCUAACUAACGUGAGGAGGCUGGCUGUACUAUUUUUUUGUGUCAUUGAUAGAUUAAGUCCUUGAAGCUUUUACAGAUUACUCUGACAUACGUAUCUCUAAAUGUUCUCUUACGUUUCCGUUGGCAGUAAAGAAAAAAACUCGUAGAACACAUUGUUUGAGACACUAGAAAUAGUUUAUUGUGAAUGAUGUAGAUUUGAAUGGUGCCUUUGAACUCAGAAUUCAUCUGCAUUAAAGUCUCAAUGCUUUUCUCUUCUAUUUUACAGCUUGCUACAGAAAUAUUAAAGGCCCAGUCAACAGCUCAUUAUCAGAUAUGACCCGCAGUAGACAAAGAACGUGAAUUAGCUAAGUAAUUAAUGUCAAUUUAAGGGCAUGUGGAAUAAUAUAUAUAUAUUUGUCACAAGGGGUUUUCUUCAGGAUGAGCAGGCCAAUGUUGGAAUUGUUAAGUGGGCUUCCUCCAAUUAACAGGGAGCCAUAACCCUCAAAAGAAAAGCUAUUUUUUUCCAAGGAAGCAGAGAGAGGGGCAUUUGGCAGGAGCCACAGGAAUAGGGCAGUGCGAUUUCAGGGAGUGGUGUGAAACGUCAGGACCAGAGUCAGUGCUAGGUCAGUCACCAUGGGUGGUGUAACGGGACCAGUUUUCCUGUGGCUACAGGAUGUGUUAGGGGUAACUCUCCUCAGAGCCCGCAGGACUCUACUGCAGGCUGCCAUCCUCUCCUGCGUUCUAGUGCUGCUGGUCUGGGUGGCUAUCUUCCUCUAUGGCAGCUUCUACUACUCCUAUAUGCCCACCGUCAGCUUUUCUACACCAGUGCACUACCACUACAGUACCGAUUGUGAUGCUUCCAAUUCAGUCCUCUGCUCUUUCCCCAUGGCUAACAUCUCGCUGCUAAAGAAUGGCAAAGACCAGGUUAUGAUUUAUGGUCAGCCAUAUCGAAUCUCUUUAGAAUUGGAAAUGCCUGAGUCGCCAGUCAACGAACAUCUUGGCAUGUUCAUGAUUAAGAUGUCUUGCUACACCAAGGACGGCCAGACAGUUGCAGCUGUGGCGCGCUCUGCUAUGCUGCACUACCGAUCUGGUCUCCUCCAGACAUUGAAUACUCUACUGUUCUCUCCUCUCCUGCUGACUGGGAUGACGGAACAGAAGCAGCUCGUUGAGGUUGAGCUCUUCUCAGACUACAAGGCCAAUUCUUAUCAACCCACUGUUGGUGCGGUCAUUGAGAUCCAGUCUCGGCGUGUGCAAAUCUAUUCAGCUCAGCUCAGGAUCCAUGCUUUCUUCACUGGUAUCAGAUACCUCCUGUACAAUUUCCCAUUGACGUCUGCAGUGAUUGGAGUGGCCAGCAACUUUGCCUUCCUCAGUGUCGUUGUGCUCUUCGGAUACCUACAGUUUAUAUGGGGGGGACUUUGGCCUCCUGAGCAGGUCAGGGUUAUGAUGGGAGAUACGACUCGCCUGCAGCGUAGAAGAGAAGAGGCUCGGAAGCGCAUGUCCUUCUCACAGACUCAAAUGCCUCAGAAAGAUAAUGAUCGUGUGGCUGAGCAGUUGGAAGAACCUAGACAACAAGCAUCAGAAAUAAAGAAAGUGGAGCUGGAAACACCGGAUGUGAUUGGUUCCCUGAACAAGCCCUCUGGUUUGCCAGAGAAUCAAACAGAGUCGUCAUCAGAUGUGCCCCUGGAGGCUCCUCAGAUUAACAAGACCGAUGCAAGUCAGGAGGAGCCUGCUGAUCCGGAGGAUAGAGGUGCAGGAGCAGUCCUGUUGGAGGGACCCCAGGUACCUCAGCCAGGGGAAUCUACGCUGCGUCAGAGACAGGGACCCUGGAUGAGUCUCUGAACCAUGGAUCAUCGCUCAGACAUUCAAACGCUCACAGGUCCCUCAAUGUGCCUUUCACCGACAGGCAAAGAGAGAGAGAUUGAUGUAUGAAUUGAAGCAGAUAGAUUGACAGACUGACUCCCACAAACACCCUGCACAGAUAUUCCCUAUAGCCUAUCACUUUACUUAGCAUGUACCGUAAUUUAAUAAUAAUCAUAUAAUAUAAUAAUAUAUGCCAUUUAGUAGAGGCUUUUAUCUAAAAAUGACUUUGGACUGUGGCAUAAUAGCUAUGCUCUUUGAUUUUUCAAAGAUCAACCAGUGUCAAGGUUAUAAGCCUUCUUUAGUUAGGCAAAUAUUUGUAGGAUUAAGCUCAAUCCUGACUCUUGCAUGUCCUUCAGAGCAAUGAAAAUAAUCACUCCGGUCUUUAAGCACUUAUUUAAUUCCCUAGCCUGCAUCAUUGUAGCAGAGACAGUUGUUCAGCCUUUUUGUUUUACGAAUGAGUCUUUAAGGAAUGUGAUUGAGCAGGUACACAAGCAUAGUUGAGAAUGCCUUUUGUGCCUGUGAUUGAAGCCUACGGUUACCAUAAGAAUCAGAGUGCCCUGAGCUGCUGAAUGAUGACCCUGCAGAUUACACUGUUACACAUUUAAAGUUUCUCCAGAGUUAUUCAUCUUAAAUGCAAGGAACAUGCAUUAUGUUUACGCCUCUGUAGAAGGUUAUUGUAUGAUUUUCCUUGAGGAAAUAUGCCUUUUAGAGCUAUUACAGGGACCACCACAUGUUGAAUUUAAUUUAAUUGGGCCGAAACAUAUACAGCAAGGUGUACAUUCUAUUCCCAAAGGAUAGCACUUAAAAGUAUUUAUUAAAGCACUUGUUUCCAAAGUGGUCCUUAAUGUUACUUUGUUUUUAAAUUAAUAUGUAUUUUUUUCUGUUUUAGAUAACUAAAUGUUUCAAGGAGCAAUGAAGGAUAUGUUAAGUUGCAAUUGGAAGUUUUGUUGAAAUGUACUCAUAUGAAAAAAGUGUUGUAGAAAAUAAAUAAGAUAUGGUCUGUGA
Molecule: messenger RNA, 3154 nt
Organism: Oncorhynchus masou masou (cherry salmon)
Lineage: Eukaryota; Metazoa; Chordata; Actinopteri; Salmoniformes; Salmonidae
Product: seipin-like
Exons: 10
Coding region: 923-2128 (401 amino acids)
Biological process (GO): lipid droplet organization; lipid storage
Cellular component (GO): endoplasmic reticulum membrane
Source: RefSeq, a predicted model, not a curated record